GUUUCUGCGAUGGUAUUUGCCAAAACAAGUAUUAUACACUUACUUUGUAAAGGAAGCUCGUCUGCUUUGCUAUAUGACAUUCUGGAGCUUCUCCGCUUUGUUUGCGUUGGCGGUAGACUUGACAUAUGCAGAUGCAGCUCGUGUUCUGACACAGGAGGAAUGGGAUAUGCUUCAAGCAUCUUAUGUUUUCCCCAAUAGUACCAUACUUCUACAUAGUGCGAUAUUUACUGCGGUUGUAUUACUCCUACUCUAUCCGCCAGAUGCUUUUGUAGGUGCUGGCAUUACUUUCGACAAUUUAGCAUAUGGAUUUUUGGGUUUAUCUGAGUUGAGUUUCCUGGAUUUUUAUUGCCGGAGAGUUGUAAUGACUACAGCAUUUGUGCUGUGUUUACCAUUCUUUCUGAUGUUGAGCCUUUUUUUCGCUCAAGAACAUGCCGUCGUUUUCACUGUUCAUCCUUCUCGACUUAUUCACUAUGUGGCACUAAUUUCUCCACUUCUUGCCCUAGGCGCUUUUAUCUAUAUCCUCUACCAUAUCACAACAAGUUUUUGUUCACUUCCCGCUAUGAAGAAACUGAAAACUUACGGAUACGAUGCUGCCCAAGUGUUCACCAAUCUGUCGGGCGAAUUUAUUCGUAUCGAUGCAUUCAGGCAUUCCAUUUCUAAUGUUAGCAGACUUGUGAUCACAGAUUCUUGGUUGUUUCACUGUUCGAGAUUCAAUUUUGUCGUCGUAAAGCUAUCGGAUGUGCGUUUCCGCGUAAUUAACGCUGAGGACACUAUGAAUAGUCUCCACCAAGCACUUGGCAUGAAUCAGUAUUUGACUGUGGCUGUUUCGUUGCCAGACGAUAUCAAAUAUAUGGAUUUCAUCUUCAAAAUUGACAAUGUGUCCAUGCGUGAUCUGGAAUCAAAACUCGGUCAGGAUAGAAUUGAAUUUUCUACUGAAGUUCGGCUUAAGAUGUCACUCACAGACAAGUUUAUUCAGGCCUUUUUGGAUCAGGCUAAAAAGAAUCCACGUUACCAUCGCUACGUAAAAGAGGAUCUUGAACCGUGUCUAGGUUGCUCGGAAAAGCUUUCCAACGUCAAACUAUGGCGGCAGUGUGAUGUGUUAGGUUUAGUCGCUGAUGAAAACUUGCCAAGGCCAGCAUGUAUGCCAUGCCAAUGUCGCCCAAUGUGGUGUGUUUCUUGCAUGGCUAGAAUCUUUCUUGCUAAACAGGACCAAUCGACUCCUACUCGUUGGUUGGAAGGGACCUGUCCUUGCCCAACUUGCAGAGCGACAUUUUGUGUUAUGGAUGUCGCUCUUCUUUCCUACUAUGAUGAGGAAAAUCAUGAUCCCGUUGCCGUUGAAGACGUGGAGCAGUAAUCUUAGCAUUGCUUAGCUUUCUAUUUUUCAACUGUUUGUAAAUGCUGAUGUCUAGUGAUGUCUCCAAUCCGGGUUCGGUAUUUCAUUGCCAAAUUAUUCACUUUGUUUUUAACCUUUGCCAGUUUGCACUUACUUUGACAGGUAUCAAAGCAUAGUAGCAACAAAGAUAGCCAUAAUGCCUUACGAUUACGAGUUGUACAAACAAGAUACUUUUCCUAGGAGAAACACUAGAUUGUUACUCAUCAAUGAGUUCAUUAACAUCCACUAAAGAAUAAAAAUUUAUG
This is a messenger RNA of Cylicocyclus nassatus, 1638 nucleotides long. NCBI's taxonomy places the organism in Eukaryota, Metazoa, Nematoda, Chromadorea, Rhabditida, Strongylidae. The record is from the annotation of a GenBank genome assembly.